Molecule: messenger RNA, 2922 nt
Organism: Pantherophis guttatus
Lineage: Eukaryota; Metazoa; Chordata; Lepidosauria; Squamata; Colubridae
Gene: ANKRD49
Product: ankyrin repeat domain 49
Biological process (GO): protein K6-linked ubiquitination
Cellular component (GO): BRCA1-BARD1 complex; BRCA1-A complex
Molecular function (GO): ubiquitin-protein transferase activity; protein binding
Source: RefSeq, a predicted model, not a curated record
CCUCUCCCUCCCGCCCCCUCCGCCCAAGGAAGGGAGGAAGUGUCCUAGACGGGAGGGGGACGCGAGGCCUGUCGGGGCGGUGGAGGAGUUGAGGCUUCGGCUCCCUGCAACGCGGAGGACGGCUUUGGGUCUCUUGCUCGCUCUCUACACGCGUCUUGUGCUGGAGCCAGGGAGGUGUCGAAGCGUCUACGCCGAGGAUUAUAUUAUAUUAUAAUAUAUUUAUAUUAUAUCCCACCACUCCGUGUUAGGCGUUCAUUUGUCGAUGGUGAUGAUGUUGCUGCCAGUAGCUUUCGUUACCAAACUCGGUUGGCAAGGCAUUGGGGAUAUGAGUUAGGAAAACAGAAGCGGAACUCUUCUGCUCUUUAGGGACGGGCAAAUUGAAGCUUGCAAAAUGAACGAAAGCAUAACGUCAGCCGACAACAAUAACACAGAUGAGGAGGGAAAAGACUUUGCUGACAGCUUUAACCAGCUUGAGCUCCUGGAAACCCACCGGCAUCUCAUCCCUAGAGGAACUCAGAGUCUUUGGUCUGGAGAUUCUGAUGAGGAAGACCAGGAAGAAAAAACAGAGGAAUGGUACCAGGCUCAAGAGAAAAAGUUGGCCAACACCCCAGAUAAGCUUCUGCUUUGGGCAGCUGAAAAAAAUAGGCUUAGCACGGUGCAGAGGCUCUUGUCUCAAAACCUCGUGUCUAUCAAUGUCCAGGAUGAAGAUCAGUACACUCCUCUUCACCGCGCUGCCUACAAUGGACACAUGGAAGUGGUGCGUGAGCUGAUCGCUCAUGGGGCAGAUAUCCAUGCACUGACCGUGGAUAGCUGGACACCUCUGCACAGCGCGUGCAAAUGGAACAACACCAAAAUUGCCUCCUUCUUGCUCCAGCAUGGGGCAAAUGUCAACGCUCAGACCAACGGGUUGCUUACGCCUCUGCACUUGGCAGCUGGAAACCGAGAGAGCAAGGAAACCCUGGAACUGUUACUCAUGAAUCGAUACUUAAAGCCAAAUCUCAAAAACAACUUGGAAGAGACGGCUUACGAUAUCGCUCGCAGGACUGAUAAAUACCACUAUCUGUUUGAAAUCGUCGAACACUGCACAAACUCCAUCACAGAUUCUUAGGAAUUGUAUACCUAGCCCACACGGCCCAUGCGCUUUAAAGAAAUCUAUUUUGUCAUUGCAUUCCCAGCUCUUUGCGUCAUAACUUAGCAGGGGCUAAAAUGAGGCUCCGUUGAGUAACACUGACAUUAUUUUUAUAAGAUAAGUUAUAUGUCUAUGGGAGAACCACUUGUCUGAAGUGGUGUAGGGUUUCCUGCCUAAGCAGGGGGUUGGACUAGAAGACUUCUAGGUUCUUUUCCAACUCUGUUAUUCUCAAUCAUCCAGGUCAUGAUUGUCCCAGAGGUGUUUUUUCCCCCCCAAAAGACAACUGGACUUUCUUGAUCUUCCCCACUCUUCUGAAAAUGUUUUGCUUCUCAUCCAACAAGAUUCUUCAGUUCUGAACUUCUUGAAUGGAGAAGGGAAACAUUUUUAAAAGAAAAAUAAAACCAGGAAAGUCCAAUUGCCUUUUGGAAUAAAGCACCAUUUGGGAUAAGAAUAAGCUAUGCUACCCUUGUGGAAUGUUUUCACUUUAACUUGAAGAAACAUGGUUAUUUUGCUGCUUUCCCCAGCCAUUGUAAAUGGAAAUCAUUCACCGAGCCACAAAGUAACAUGUAAAUAUUCAGCUUGGAGAGGAGCAACACUGUUCAAAUCAUUGGCACCUCCUUUUUAAGGUGUGUGAAGUUUUAACGAGACUUACCUGGUGACUGAUAAUUUUCAACAGAGAAGAGCAUGGAAUUUAAACUAUUGCCAAAACCUGGGGUAUUCGCACACAUAUCAAAGAUAGCAGCUGCCAAAAAAAUAGAGCUACCUGGUUAAUAAUGUGAUGGGAUUAAGAUUUCCAAAAUCUACUUCAGUAUCUGUAUAAGAUAUACCUGUAUCUAAUUCCUUAGUUGCCACACAUUAACAUUUUAUGUUCUCAGGUUUUGCUUUUGAAAGUGACAGUAUGGUUGCCUAUGCGUAGAAGUGUUUUGUUUACAUUUUUAUUGAUCAGGUUUCUGAGUUCAAGUUAACUGAGUUUUUAAUUAUUUUAGAACUUCAUUAUCAGAAUUGCCAAUUAAUAUGUCCAAUGGUCAUUGCAAUUGCAGCACAUUCAGAAGUCAACAGUUUGGUGAAAGUUGUUAUAGGUCUUUGAUAAAUCACAUUUAAUUGUUCAGCUUUUAAAAUGGUGUUCCUUCAGUAUCGCUGCGUUUCACAAACUCUUGGUAGUAAUAUUUCAAAGUUAUUUUCAGCAGCAGAAAACCCUACAGCUGACUGGUCCAAAGAUUGCUUGGAAGUACCUUAUUGUACAUCUGCUUGCCUUCUUAAAUUAUGUUUUGAAUUUUUGGAAAACUUUGGGUUGUCAUUCAGAAAUGAUCUCUGAAAUUUAUUCACAGAUGCAUGAAAAACCAUUAUGCAUUUGGUUCACCAGCUCUGAAGACAGUUAGGGCUGGUUCACAUCAUUGAUACACUUGAGGUUGAAAAAAAAGUACUCAUUUUCAAUUUCUCUGCAUUGUACCUGAUAAAAAUUACAUCACUCUUUCAUGAGAUUUUAUCUGCAUGUUUGUGGUUAUGUACAGAAUGUGAAGCAGCAUUUGUGUUUGUGAAAUGAAGAGUGGAAAAUGUGCUGAGUGUGGGAAUUACAAUUGAGCUUUCUGCUAAAAAUGAUGAGUUUCUUUUGCUGCAGUUCAAAUUUCUCCUGUGCACGCCGUCUGCUACUUUGAAUGCCUUGUGUGAACCAGCCCUCACCUAAAAAAUAAAAUCCCGGUAAAUGUGGGAUUUGUGUGGCUUGCUGUAGCAUGAUGUACUUUCGCUGUAAAAUUAGUUGUUUUGAUUCAUUAAAGUUAUUUCUGAAUAAGUGA